Molecule: messenger RNA, 4504 nt
Organism: Seminavis robusta
Lineage: Eukaryota; Bacillariophyta; Bacillariophyceae; Naviculales; Naviculaceae
Source: the annotation of a GenBank genome assembly
AUGUCGUCGCUUCGUCCCGUACCAAAGCAGCAACAACAACAACAAGGAGAACCUCAGCACAAGAGUCGCAAUGCUGUGGUAGCUGCCGCCGCUGACAUUCUGCUAGUAGGCGCUGCGGCAUUACCCUAUUACAACAACCAUACCAACAACAACACUCCACGACAAUAUAGUAUUAUCAGUAGCAACAACAACAACAACAACGGGUAUCGCACUCCCAUUCGACGGCACCGGUUAUCCCUGGGAAGUCCGAGUGCUGCAUCGGGUACUAGUUCGACGCGGACCACUCCCUUGCGAAGCAAUAACGUCCACAACGUCCAUCACAAUAGCAGCUACUACUUGGAUACAUCCUUUCGAUCGACCACUUCCUCGGCUACCACGGUACCCUUUCACAAUCAACAGUUCUCACCCGAUCGAAAAGAACACGAUACCAGUGGUACGACUACGACGACGUUGACGGAAGAAGAAGACGAAGAUUUGCUAGACAGUGAAGAAUCCGAUUCCGAUAGUGGAAUACACGAAGAGGACGGCUACGACAGUGAAGAAGACUUUUAUACUCUGUCCUAUUCCGAUACCAGUAGUGGUACCGAAGAACAACUGUUGGAGCUAGAACAGGAGGAGGAAAGCAUUCAGGUCAUUCCUGAGGUUCCAAGCAGAGAAGAAUCUCUAGCCAAUCCUCAUCAUACAGUGCUAUCAUCAUCAUCAUCAUCCGACACACAACAAAGAAGAGACGACGUAUCAUCCAACAACAACAACAACAACAACAACAACAACAUGGCAGCUUCGGAAAUGGCAGCCACACCCCGUGCGUCUCACAGACGACAAGGGCGCAACAGUGGUACUCCCGAUGCACUGCAGUCCGUAGAACAGGCCAAACAGCUCUUGCAGCAGCAUCAGCAACAGCAACAACGACAGUUACAGCAACUGCAGCAACAUCACUACGAAAAGGCGGCUGAAUAUCACCACACCAAAGGAAAGAGUUAUCUGAACAAUACCAAUACUGCCAAUACCACCAGCAGUAGCAGUAGCAUCAGUCCACACCUUCAUAAUCAUCAUCAUCACCCUGUACUCACGACCACCUCUACAGCAACCGCCACCACCACCACCACGGCCGCCACGGAAAACAAACAAAAGAAACAGGAACGCACAUUUCAGCAACAGUACAUGGAACAACAGGCACAAUUGGACCGCGAAACAUCCUCUUACGCUGCUAGCGGACGUCAUACCCAUCAUCGCAAUCCCGGAGGCCGCCGUUCCCUCUACGAAGAACCACAAGCCAAGCUGGUGGGGGCCGCCACGGCCAUGUCUACCCACUUUACGUUUGCCAUGAACAAGUUUCAAGAACUCUUACAGCCAUCGUCGGCAUUGGGAUCGUCCAGUUCCCGAUUGGUCUACACGGCCACAUCGGAAUCGUUCACGAGUAGUCUCGCCAAUGGCAAUAAUAGUGCAUCGUACGGAGAAGAAAAGAAAACGGCCGAUCAAGAAGGCUACCAAGAGGAAUGGACGGCCAGUAUGGAAGAAGAUGAGGAUGACGACGACGAACUGGAGGACGAGGAUCAAGACAAACGACGUCGUCGUCGGUAUCAUCGUAGUAGUCACAAGCACAACAACAACAGCCACGACAAUCGUCGACAUCCUCAUGCCGGGUGUUCCUUCUUGCCGCCCACAUCAUCGUCGUCCUCCUCCAAGAAGCACGGCAGCAAGAAAAAGAAGAAGAAACGAAAAUCACGGUCCAGUGCCGCCAGCAGCACCAACUCGAGUUUGUUGUUGGGUGGUACUGGCAAACAACAGCACCAUCGUGAAAUCAAAACGGCGUCGUCCCAUGCCAGUAGUUCCGUCAUUAGCUAUUCUGGAACGAGUAUUAGCAGUGUCACGGCACCCAGCAGUACGCAUACUCCCUUUGCAGCUGCCGCACAACAACUACAACGACCACCGCCGCCGCCACCACCACCACAAAAGCCAGCCAUGAUGAGUAUUCUCGAAGAAAUGUCACCCAUGAUGCGCAUGCGCAAUCAAGAUGCCCAACAUGCCGUCGAGAUUUCGGCAUCGUCCUCGGAUCAUACCAAUACAAUACAACAACAGCAACAGCAACAAAACCAACAAAAGGAAAACACUACUAUUAAUAGUAGUACUACUGCCAAUACGAGUACUACUAGUACUACAGACAACGACAGCAAGAAAAAGGGUCAUCAUCAUCAUCACAACAACAACAAAAGCAACAAGACCAAGAAGCAAACCAAGUCGUCCCUCAAAAAGGUUCUGGCGACCAAACAGUCUCAUCCACAAGACCAACAUUUGAUCCAACCACAACCAUCCACUGCGUCUUCCUAUAAGACAGAGGAACAGGUCAAGGCAGAAAAACAACGCAAGUGGAAACGAAAGAUGAAGUUGGCGCAACAGCAGCGCCAACAGGAACAGGCCGAGUUGGGACCGGACAUUGUCGUUGGUGGAAGUUACAGCACCAGUGUGGACGACGAUGACGACUUUCCAUCCCAGGACGACGAGAUGGAAACCGACUUGGACGAUGAUGAUGCCAGUCAAAUCAGCUUUGGUUGUCGGCCAGGCAGCAACUUGGUGGAGAUUUGGUCGUCGAUCAGUGGAGUGGAUCCGGUCGUGAGCAGUCGAGCUAUGAAAGCUGCUGCCAAGAAUCCGGUCGAAACACUCCACAAGAUCGUGUCGGCUCGUUGUGGUGAAUUGAGAGAAGUGUCUUCUAGUGACGUGGAGGAGGACGAAGAAGACGAAGGAUACUCUUUCAGUGAUGACGAGGACGAGAACGGGCAGAAACAGAACAAACAAAAGGAGGGCGGGCAGAAUGACAAGGCUCGAGGAAGAGGCAAAAAAGGUAAUGGUCGAGGGCGAAGUCGUCGGCCACGAACCCGAAGUCCAUCGUCGAAUGCCAGCCAAGUGUCUCGGUCCAGCCAGAUAUCCCAAAACAGUCGUACCAGUGGCCAUUCCGAGGCAUCUACCGAUAUUGGAGACAUUCUGGGGCGCAUUGAAAAGGGCGCUCCACCAGCAACCACCGCGAAAGAGUCCGAUGCCCUAUCCGAACGGGAUGAACGAGAGCUCAAACUUAUCCAGGAGAAGUCAAACUUUCGCAUUACUGGCAUCAGCAAACACAACGACGACGCUCAAACCAAGGAUGACAAGACGGAUGACAAGAACAAGAGUGCGGACCAAAGCAAGGCCGGCGAAACCGUUUUGUCUGCUGAUACCUCUGUCACUCCUGUUGCUGGAACAGCUGGCGGGAGCGUCAUGUCUGGCAUCUCUGGAGUACCGGUAGGCAGUGUGCACUCUAGUGCUUCUGACGGCAAGACUGGUCCAACCGGCAGUGUCAUAUCCGACCUCUCCCGAACCAGCAAAGCAUCACUACACAGCGUCAAGUCGGUUUCGUUUGACGAAAGCACCAUUGCCAAGACAUCUCCCAAGGCAAGCAUCCCACCGAUUUCCAAAUUGGAUAAGAGUGAUUCGAACUUUAUCAAGAACUUUGUCGCUGGUCUCGGUCAUCACGGCGUGCCGUUGUUGUGGCAUAGAGCUCCCACUACUAGCGACGGUCCUCCCGGGAAUUCUAGCGCUUCAGUUGUAUCAGCGACAUCCGGUGUUCACCCAGAUUCGGUCAGGGCCUAUCUCCAACUACAGUCGGCAUCCAACGCUGCCGGGCAGUCUUCAGACGGUUUUGGUGGUUCUCACGAUGUUCCGCUCACUCCCAAAGCCUGGAAUUCCCCGCGACUGGUUUGGUAUCACGAGACGCUUUCCUCUGGAGCCCUUCAACAGGAAGAAUUGGACCACAUAGACAUCUUUGAUAUUGCUUCCAUUGACACUGCUUCAGCAAUGUCAGCAUCCUUCUUGAAACUCUUGGAAGCAUUCCCAUACUCCAUGCCAUCAAGAACACUGGUGAUACAAUUGAACCGGUCAGCCAGUCAUGCUAUGCGCUCCACCAGUGCCGACUGGUUCUCCCCAGGAGGCGGCACGGCUCAAGUACCAUUGAACAAAAUGGUCGUUUUGGAGGCUACAAGCGACGAAGAUGCCAAGACGCUAGUCCUGGGCAUAAAGUGGAUGGUCGCCCGCCUAGCAUUCAAUCUCAUUGUGGGCAAUUUGAGUAUAUCAUGUGAGCUAUUGAGACCAGAGCAACAAGAGCCACCGCAAUUCCUUGAGAAUACUAGUAGCCCGAAUACCACUGGAGGCAAUGGAAAUAAUGGUGGUGAUGAAGAAAGCAUGGGGCCACGUACACUCCCGCGCAUUCGCCGCACAAAAGUGAUGAACGACAUUACGUUCCAUAUGAUUGAUAGAGUCCUCCAGAAGGCAAAUCGGUUUCAAGAAAAACGAACGCAUCUCGCGCAAGCUACAGCACCAUCGUGAAGCGGGCUUCGUGCAUACAUACACUCUGUCGCGCCACCAGGCAAGCAACCUGAACCAUAAGAAGAAUGUUGUCGGAAGUAUACUUUUCGUCACUAUAGAGUUAAAACCAAAGUAACAGUGCAUUGCUUCAAUUAAUUAUUCUGACUUGGGA